Molecule: messenger RNA, 210 nt
Organism: Penicillium macrosclerotiorum
Lineage: Eukaryota; Fungi; Ascomycota; Eurotiomycetes; Eurotiales; Aspergillaceae
Exons: 2
Coding region: 1-210 (69 amino acids)
Source: RefSeq, a predicted model, not a curated record
AUGAAGAGAUACGACCGAGUCCAAUCUGCAGGCAUGCCUCAGCCUCUUCAUGCCUGCGACACGGUCUACUACUACUACUACUACUACUACUACUACUACUACUACUACCCAGAACAUGCGAUAUCUAGGCACCAAGCUAUUGCAACCGAAGACUUCCGUCGGAAACAGCAGAAUGGGAAGGGCAAUCCAAAGACAGAUGUAUUCUAUUAA